AUGGUACUUCUUGGAAGUAUUUUUGAUAUGUUUUGUAUAAUGGAAUGUUGUUCAAAUCAUUGGAUAAAGAAUGAUAUCAACGAACUCGAUUUACGCUUGAAAAACCAAUUGAUAGGUCAACCACUUGCUUAUGAUCUCAUAUUGAGAUCGAUUAAGUCACAUACGUCUAAUCUGAAUCCAUCCAAAUCUCUUGUUCUUUCUUUACAUGGUGGAACUGGUACAGGGAAAAAUUUUGUUGCAAAACACAUUGUCGAAAGUCUCUAUCGCGAAGGAUACAAAAGUAAAUAUGUGCGACUGUAUGUGGUUUCUCGUGACUUCAUGCAUCAUGAUACAGUACACAUUAGUCAAUACAAGGAUCAUUUAACGGAAGAUAUUGAAAAAAUAGCGAGUAAAUGUCCACAAGCGACAUUUGUCUUCGAUGAAAUCGAUCAAAUGCCAAAACAAUUAUUAGAUGUUAUUCUCUAUUAUAUUGAUUUUCAUACGCCAACCGCUUCGCGAUCAACAGAUUAUCGUAAGACGAUUUUUAUCUUCUUAAGUAAUACUGGUGCAAAAUCAAUUAAUAACUUAGCUGAGAAAAAUUAUCGUUCAUCAAUAAGACGUGAAAAUUUUAAUAUUCUUGAAUUUCAACAAGCUCUUUCAAAUGCAUCGUCCAACGAAGAAGGUGGAUUACAGUCUGCAUCAUUAAUUGAUCGACAUUUAGUGACAUUUUUUGUUCCAUUUCUUCCACUUAAACGCGAACAUAUUCGCGUUUGUAUAAAUCAGCAAUUGGCAAUCAUCCUUGAACAUGACGAAUACGAGUACGAAGUGUCUGUAGAUGACAUUAUCAAUAAUGUGAUAAAUCUAAUUGAAUUUACGCGAGCAUCAUCCUCGUCGCUAGAAUAUUCUUUGUCAGGCUGCAAAAAAGUUCAACAAAAACUUCAUUAUAUUUUUGAAACUAUGCAGCCAACAUUAAAAAAAACCAAGAAGAAAUUAUACGAUAGUGAUGAUUUGUUGUAA
Messenger RNA from Rotaria socialis, 996 nucleotides. NCBI's taxonomy places the organism in Eukaryota, Metazoa, Rotifera, Eurotatoria, Philodinida, Philodinidae. The record is from the annotation of a GenBank genome assembly.